Amyelois transitella is the source of this 3764-nucleotide messenger RNA. Its product is annotated as TBC1 domain family member 12-like. Lineage: Eukaryota; Metazoa; Arthropoda; Insecta; Lepidoptera; Pyralidae. Bases 319 to 2271 code for a protein of 650 amino acids. The transcript has 7 exons. The record is from RefSeq and is a predicted model, not a curated record.
UAAAAUCGUAGUUAUGGUAUUUAAGUGAGCGUAGUCAAAUGUCUUUUAGUAUACAUGUAUAAAUAAAUGAAAGAAAUACACGAUUUUAAAUUGCUGGUAUCUAAUUCAAAUAUUAUAAAUGCAAUUCUUGUGUUUAUUAGUGGUUAAUGUUUAUAUACGUGAUGGUUUUAUCGCAGUUAAUUAGAAAACAAACAUCUAAAUACAUUUUCCGUGCAAUUAUCUAAUUGAAGUAUAAACAAUGGCCUUUUCGAGGACAAAUUAUCUUGUGUACAAAAACUAUGGAUGUGGUUUGUGAUUGUGUAAGUUCCGUCAUUCACCAUGUCGACCCCGUGUUCGAAAGGCGGGAUGCGUCUCAGCGAAGCGCUAGACAACAUGCAGCUCGCUUAUAAUCCUAUCACAAAGCAACUUCAUUUUGUGAGUCCAAAAGUGGAAAAAUCUGAGGAAUCUGUUGAUGAAGUUGACAAAUUGUCAAAGAAAAGUAGUUUCAGCGAUGAGGGUAACUACUCUAUGUCGACAUGUGAGAAAAGUGACACUAGUGAUUCCCCUAAAAGUACAUUAAAUUGGGGAAGUGUUAGUGGGCACCAACGAGGCAAAGACGGAGGGUCGUUCUCAAGUACUGUGUCGAGUUUGUCUGAAUGUUCUUUGGGGUCCAGUGCCUCGAAGGAGGAGGAGGGUUCAGAGACAAAUGCUGACCGGGAGCAAGCUAAGCUGAAGAAGAAAGGACUUUCUGGCUUUUUCAGCAGAGGUGUCUUCCCGUGGAAAAGCAGCUCGUCAAAAAGCCAAGAGUCCACGCCGACAGUCACAUGGCGGUUGUUCGGCAGCAAAUCCACACAGAACCUGGUGGCGAAGGCUAGUGCGGACGUCCAGAAGUCCCUGACGCCGGUGUCUUCGGCCGCCAACACCCCACACCAUCAUAAAAGACAAGGAAGCUCGGCCAGCGAGAAGCAGUUUGAAGAUCUGGUGGCCAGUUCCAUUGCGCUGAUACAGCAUGAUCGGCCUUCAAACCUGCCAGCGAAAUGCACCGAAGAGGCGUUACGCCACAAGGCAGAGCACGCACGGAUGGUCGAGGCGGCGAGGCGGAAGGUGGAGCGCGAGGCGGCCGCGAGGCACGCGCGGAUGCAGGAGUCUUGGAGGCUCGAGGAGCGACUGGCGAGGCACGCGAAGGAGUGGUCGCAGAGUAUACUGCCUGAUUGGCAAAAUAUGAAGAAUUCCAAACGCACCCUGGAGCUCUGGUGGAGCGGGCUACCACCUUCCAUCAGGGGCAAGGUAUGGCAGCUGGCCAUCGAGAACAAACUGAAAAUCACCCACGACAUGUACCAGGAAAACGUCACGAGAGCUAAACAGAAGUUGUACGAGGCACAGUUGAGACGAAAGAGGUUGAAAGUAGUCAACAAAAAUCAGUGCGAUUGCGAAAAACCAGUCGAAAUUCAAGAUAAAGAUAAACAAAAAUCGACAGACGAUUUGGACGAAACUAAGACGCGUUUGAGCGGAAUACCAAGGAAUUUGAGCGAGUCCAAUCUCAAAUCUCGCACGGCGGAUUCGGAGUCGAAAAAGUGCUGUUCGAAAUCCAACCCUAAUCUGUUGGAAUAUAGUGACGAGUGUUCGAUGGAGCUGAUCCAGUUGGAUAUAGCAAGGACGUUUCCACACUUGUGCAUUUUCCAACCGGGUGGGCCUUAUUUUGAUGUGCUACACGAAUUGUUGGCCGCGUAUGUGUGUUACCGGCCCGAUAUAGGAUAUAUUCAGGGCAUGUCGUUCAUAGCCGCCGUGCUGAUACUGAACAUGGAAGCGCCGCAAGCUUUUGUGUGCUUCGCCAACUUGCUGGACGGGCCCGUGCUCAGGGCCGCCUUCACCAGGGACGGGAACACCAUGCAGCGUCUCUGGAAAGCGUACACCCGCCUCCUCCGUCAAAACGUGCCGGUUCUCGCGGAUGCGCUUGCGCCGGAGUUGUAUUUGUUGGAAUGGUUGUACACGGCGUUCGCUAAAGCGAUGCCGCUGGACGCCGCCUGUAGAGUUUGGGACGUUUUCCUCAGAGAUGGCGACACUUUCUUGUUCAACACUGCGCUUGGCAUCCUCAACCUAUACCAAGACGAGCUUAAAGACAUGGAUUUCAUAUCAGCCGCGCAGUUCCUCACCAAGCUACCAGAAGACUUGGACUCUGAAGCUCUAUUCAAGAGCAUCUCAUCAGUUUCCAUGACCCUGGACGGAAUGACCUUCGAAGAGUUGGCGUCGUGUUGCGACGUGGAGGACGAAGACGUGGCGGUGAGGUUAUGAUACAAGGUAAGGAGGUGGAGCGAGGUCGGCUUUUGGGAGAUUGUUGACGCGCUCUCUUUCAGGGUCGGGUUAUAGUUUUUGAGAUUACAAUUCCUAGAAUAUACCUAUAGCUUCAUGUGAAUGACAGCGGGACAUAUAUAAUGACUAUGAUUUAAGAGGAUUGAACAUAAAAUUAUGAAUUUGACAGCUGUCAUCAUCAAAUUAAAAAAGGAUACUAGUUUUUGUUUUAAAAGGAAGAGAGUGGAGAUAUAUUUCCUUUUCGAAUUGAAUUUUAUGCGCUUUUUUUCGGUUUCGGAUUUUACUUUAGGGAUCGUCGUUGAGUUUUUAGUGACGAAUGAAGCCACGAGAUGCCGCUUUCGCCUAAACUUUGAAACCAUGAGAAUAUUUGGGCUAAAUUGAAUUUUAUGUCACCGUGUAUAAAAAUAAAUGUGUGUAAGCGGAAAUAACUCUUUUUUAAGUAUUCAUUUAAAAGAGCUAUUUUCCUUUCUUCCUGAAUAAAUAGUUAGAAAUAACUAUAUAAAACUUUACUUACAAAUGGGCCUCUCGAUGUUUAUUACAAUGAUAUUAUGAAAAGAUAUGAAAUGUACCAAAAUACUGCUUAGUACUGUAAGUAAUUAACUAAAAAAUAAUAAUUGUAAAAUCAAACUAUAUAUUCUUUUUAAAUACACCAUUGACUCUUAGACAUAAAACAAGGGUAAGUAAUAUCUUAUAUAUGAAUUACGAUUUGUGUUUUUACAUGAUAUAACAAAAUGAGUUUACUUACACUUUUGGAAGACACUCGUCAAAUAAUCUAAUAGAAUCAGCCCCCUGACAUAGCACGCGCGACGUCAUUAUUAUCGCGCUAAAAUCUUACCAUUUCAAAUCUAAAUAAGAAGCGAAACAGCGAUAGUUUUUCCGCGCGAUCAAAACGUCGUCGCGCGUUUCAUGCUUCGUGGGCUGGUCGGUAUAAUUAGUAUAGAAAUGUCCAACGAAAAAAACAUAGACCUCCAUAAGUAUAGACUAGAAUAUUUACCUUUUAUGUUACAUCCAUGUAUUCUAUGAGUCAUGCCAACCAUCUGCCAUGUUAUAAAAUCUUAAUACAUAAAAAAUGUUUGUUUUAUUGAAUUUUGCAAAGACUUGUAAAUUAUACUAUUAAAUGUAAAUAUAAAAUAGCGGGUAGUUGUAAAAAAUGAAAUGUGAAGUUGCGGCUUCCAAUUUCAAAACGCGUAACACGUGAUUAUCUCGAAUUUAGACUUAAUUGUAAAGACGUAAAAUUCAUUAUGAUUUGUCUAUUUCUAGUUAAACAACUUUCCUAUUAAUAAAAAUACUAGGAUCUGUCCGCGACUUUAAUCGCUCGUAAAUUAUAUUGCCUGUAAAUUUUUUUGCUUGUGAAUUACUCCAUUGUAUAAAACUAUAUUACUGCAAAGUUCCAUCAAAAUGAUACGUACUUACACAUAAUAAAUAAAAGAGAAACAAGUCUUAGUUCACAAACACAAUUUUUACAUUUUUAAAGC